Messenger RNA from Toxoplasma gondii ME49, 1195 nucleotides. RefSeq lists its product as hypothetical. The coding region runs from base 198 to 848 and encodes 216 amino acids. NCBI's taxonomy places the organism in Eukaryota, Apicomplexa, Conoidasida, Eucoccidiorida, Sarcocystidae. The transcript has 2 exons. The record is from RefSeq and is a predicted model, not a curated record.
GAGAAGCCUGAGCAGCCGUGUGACAGUCUAAGUCGUGUCCGGGCAAAGAGGAGUUACGUCAAGGAGGUUUCGUCGCUUCUUCAGUGUGAGGAGAUGAGCGGGGCGACCGCCUGGAUGCAUGCAGGACGUGAGACUUUAAUUGAACUCGGAGUUCGAGAGAAACGGCGGUUGACAGGGUGCACUGCACAAACCUUGCGAUGUAUCGACACUCAGUUCCAGGCAAGAGAAACUCUCUGCCCGGCCCGGGAAUCGCGCCGUCGACUUCCGCAGCGACCUCCGACUACGCGCCGGAGAUCUGCCCGGUCUCCAGGAACUGGGAAAGGGGAAGCAGGAAACGGUCGGAGCUGAGUGUUGUCUCUGUUGGAAAAGGGAAAAGUGGAAACAAAGGUGAGGCAGGAGAACUCUGUCUUGCUGCUGUCGAGGGAGGCGAAAACAGGAUUGAGCGAAAGACGCCACACGGAGGAGAAGAGCCAGGGUCUUUGACUUCGUCACUGCGGCGUACGAGCAGACUUCAUCUUUUUUUUCAGGAGAGCAGUGUGCGCCACAAACAUCGUCCGCUGUCGCACGGUUUGUACCUCUUUCAGCUUGGCACUCUAAGGUCUUCGGAACGCAGACGCCCCGAAUCUGACUCAGAAGCAUCGCGGGAAACGGCAAGGCAAAGAUGGCGGAUGUAUCUUCAUGUUGCCUGGAAGAAUGAAGGCUGCUUCUGUCUGGACAGAGUGAACACGGUUCGCCUUCUUCGAUGCCUUGGCGGCGCCUUCUGGAUGUGCACACCGACAGAGGGAAGAAGGCUGAGAUUGACCAGAAGCCCGCAAGGCAGAAAUUAUGGAUCUCCCCGUGAAAUAUGAACGACUGACAACACACCCGCUGUGUGUGUUUGUCCGCUUCCUCUCCAGCAAAAAAACGGCUAGCGCUCCGUUUCGCUUCCCCCAGCCACGCGCCACACGGACGAGAGAGAUGGCCGCAGAACUUGCAAUUGCACAUGAAAACGGACACACCAGGAGACAGCGGAUCUUCUAUUUUUAAGACAUCUGCACAGAGGCGCAAAUGGAAGCGGAAACGGGAAACUGCAAAGCACGCAAUCGGCUUUUUAUCUGAUUAGGGCGUGUGGUCGCGGCCUGGAGACACCGGCCAUGUGCAACAACGUCGGAAAAUCCGGCACACAGAGGAGCAUGAAAACGAGGUGUUAGUUCUG